CCACGGCUUUAGGGCUUGAGGUCUGGGCUUGGAGGGCAGGAGCGCGAGAAUCUCGGCGGAGGUAUGAGAAAGGAAUGCGAGUGUGAGCGUAGAGUGCCCGGGAUUUUGCGAUGACAAGGAGGAAUUCAGUGGCCGGGGCCGUGGCGAGGGGUAUGGAGGAGGAUCCGGGCAAGCUCGUCGCGCAGAUCCUGGGGAAUCAGGUCCGGGUGAGCAAAUCGGUGGCCAAAACCCUACUCUCCAUGAGCUCGGGCGCUGGCCCGAUCGCGUUGGCGGAGGCGCUUCUUAGGGGCAUAGAGCAGGGAUUACGGUGUCUCGAGGCAGGCUUUGAUGCUGGGCCACGAGAGGCCGAUUACUUCAAGACGCCAUCGCCUCCCAGGAGGAAAAGAAAGAGACAGGAAGAAUUGGCUGGGCACAGGGAAGAGGAACGAGGGAUUCCUUCUAGUCGGCAGCGGGUUAUGGCAGGAUUGAGAGGCUGUGUUCUUCUCUUGCAAGCUGGGCUCUCGCAGUGCAAGAAAUUCUUUCAUCCGGCUCGGCUACUUCCAGUGGUUCAAGGCCUUCACGAGAAACUAGUUGUGCUGGAGGAUGACCCCGAGCUCCAGGACGCCAUCUCCGAGCUCUGCGAGCUGUGGUGGCGAGAAGGAUUUGAUGGAAAGGAGUCGCUCAUCGCACAGUCGCUGCCAUUUCUCAUGUCAAGGUCGCUCACUUCCAACCGCAAAGUGGAUGUUCAUCGCGUGUAUGCUGUGAGGGAGGCUUUCUUUCUCUUUGACUUCCUCGACGGCAGUAUAGAGGAUCUGAGGCACUUGCUCAUCCGGUCGGUGGUCACUCCAGCGUUUCUGCGCUCCGCAGAGGGUCGACGUUUCAUCUCUUUCCUGUUUGGACUCAAUCCUCAGCUCGUCAAAGAACUCAACGCGCUCAUGCAUUCGCAGAUCCCGUUUGGGAGGAAGUCGAUACUGGAGGCCUAUGGAGACAUUUUAUAUCGGGCUUGGAAGGGAGCGGCCGGAGAGAUCUUGGUGGAAAUCGAGAACUCGUGCUUACAGGUGCUUGUGGAAGGAGCGAUAUAUGCGGCUAGCAAGACUUUGAGCUCGGCUUGCAGAAAAGUGUUAGAAGGAUUCAUUUCCCAGAGGGCGGAAGCUGGUGUCGAGGGAAUGCUCUUUCGCCUUCAAGAGCCACUGCUUUUCCGUUCUCUACAAGUGGCGAAUUCCAACGUCAGGCGCAAUGCUAUUCUUUUAUUGAUCGACAUGUUCCCUCUUCAACAUCCCGAGGCGUCCAAGGAGGAAAAAGAAGCAUUGAUCGAGAGGCAGUUUGCACUUAUAGAGAAACUUCUGCUAGAUCCUUGCCCUGACGUACGAAGUGUUACUGUCGAAGGUGCGUGCAGAAUUUUACGUUUAUUCUGGGAAAUCAUACCUGCAGCAAAUACCGCCAAGCUCCUCACCAAAAUCGUGAAUGAUAUUCCAAGUGAUCAGAGCAGCAGCAGUGCACGUCUAGCGGUUUUGGAAGGGGUGACUUAUUUAUUGGAGAAUCCUCACAGUCAUGAUAUACUAAAGAUACUGCUGCCGCGACUCUCUCCUAUGCUAAACGAUCCCGCAGUUACAGUAAGAACAGCUGCCGUUGAUCUUCUCUUGGCGGUCAAAGGUAUACGAGGCAUUCCUUUUCACAAGGUGGCGCGUUUGGACUCGCUUCUGUCUAUGCUUGCGGAUGACUGCGAUACCGUUGCACGUCGACUUACGAGGCUGCUGAUACCAUCAUACUUUCCGACCAAAGCUCGUAUAGUUGAGGCAUGCAACCGAUGCUGCACACUCAUAAAGCGUUCUCCAUCGGCCGGUGCAAGAUUUUGCUCUUACGCUUCAGCUGAAGGAGUCCCUGCCGAGUCACUUUUUGAGCUCCUGAAGUUCCUUUGUGGCCUAGCUCUACCGGAUUCGGAGUUGGAUCAAGAACAUCGAGAAGGUGUACUACUUGCAGUAUCAGAGCUGGGAAUGAGCUUAGUCAGUUUGGGACAGUGGAAGAUCGCGGUUGGAUCCCAUCUGACUGGACAGCUACUCAUGUCUCUACUGGGAGUAGCGGCUACAUCCCAAACACGGAGCUCCAUCGUCAGGCUUGCCUCAUCGCUUCCUGCCAAGGACAUCCCAGAGCUUGCAAAGUACUGCGGGGACCUUGUUAUAACUUCGGCAAAGGAUCUCACCGUUUUGGACUCCUCCAACGAGAUCAGGGCUGGCAACUCGUUUGUGCUUUCCUGGGGAGGUUUCGAAGAUCUAGCCGGCUCCCUUGUAGACAAGCUUGCGAGGUUCCGUGAGAACACUUCACUACAAGAAAAGCCUGGCUCUUCCAGGAGAAACGCAAAGGCCAAAGCCAGCAGGGUGAAGACUAGAAGCAGUCCGAGACAGAAAAACUGCGACACACUUUUUACUGCUGCUGUUGGAGCGGCCUGGCACGUACAAAUAUUUCUGGCCGAAAGUGACACGAGGAAAGCGUUGCUAGCAUACCGCGAUCUGCAGGAUCUUAUUUCUCGCCUGAGGCAGCUGGCGGAAUACUGCAUGAAAAAUGUGGAGACGGUCACCAAUCACCGACUGAUAUCGUCAGCGAUUACUGCUUACGCAAAUUUGACGAUUCAUAUUUGCCUCGAGCGGAAGAAAGACGGGAACGUGAGGACCUCAACGGGAAGAAGGAAGAGACACCGGGUGGACGUAUCCACCACAACUCCAGUAUCAAAUCCUUUGGACGGCUUUGAAGACGUUUCGGAAGAUUUGAUUAACUUGGCACUGGAAAUGCUUGACCGGCUGCAGACACUACAAGGAAAUAUUUCUGUCUAUCCGCUUCAUGCAAUGAAAAUGGCAUCGGCAACGUUGCGUUCGGUUUUAGAAGCUUUGAACCUUGGACUUUCAAGUAAUGGAACUCUGCAUUCCAAGACGAUGCGCCUGGCUUGCUCAAUUUUUACGACAAUCCAAGCAGUGGUCAGAGGCGGAGCAGCAGAAGAAUACUUACAGGAAAUACUACCUUGUCUCAAGGCUUCGGCAUCAUAUACAGGAAAGCUUCUUUUCCUGUGUAGAAGGGACAGGGGUCCACACUACGCUGAGGAACCAACGCUUGCUCAUGACGUCCUGGAUACUCUCGCCGUCAUCGAGCAACACAACGUGGGAAGCUGCGUUUCACUUUUACCGGCUCUAAGGAAGUGGAUUCCAGAUAUCGUUGCUGCAGUUUCAGAGAAGGUGGACUCGUCGGAUACGGAAACUGUCCCCGCCUGGGUCAAGCAUGUAGCUGCGGCAUCGAAUGAGGCUCCUGAAGGUUCCGAGGAAAAUAACAGGACAAGAGACGAUGGGAAUCCGGACAACCAGGUUGGGAGUGUCGAUCUGACGCAAUCCAUUCUGAAGGCUCUUCCGAAAGCCAGUAGAGAAGUACAGGAAGCCUUCGUUUGCCUUCUAGCACGACAUACAGUCUCGUGCUUCGAAGGCAGUGAUUACGACGAAGGCGUUGGAUUAGUGCAUCUAAUAUGUCGGAGGAUAUUGCGCUCCAAGGCCAGCUUGAGCGGCUCACUCCAGGACGAUUUCACAAGGGUUUACAACAGGCUCUCGUCUAUGGAUGACGAGAGAUUUCAAGCGACAAUAUUGCUUGUGAAGGAGGUUCUAUUGCCAUGCGAAAAGUAAUGGCAUGUAGCAUACUGUCUUACCAUUUACACUGACCUCGAGAAGGCGAGUCAAUGGUGAAUUGGCUCCAUAUACUCAGAACAAACCAACAGACUUCUUUUAUGUUUAAGCUGUACAUCAACUUCAUUUUUUGCUCUCAGUAAUAGUUGAAUCUCUGCGUUCCACUGUGCA
This is a messenger RNA of Selaginella moellendorffii, 3809 nucleotides long. RefSeq lists its product as uncharacterized. Gene Ontology annotation, biological process: mitotic sister chromatid segregation. NCBI's taxonomy places the organism in Eukaryota, Viridiplantae, Streptophyta, Lycopodiopsida, Selaginellales, Selaginellaceae. The record is from RefSeq and is a predicted model, not a curated record. The coding region runs from base 111 to 3638 and encodes 1175 amino acids. Gene Ontology annotation, cellular component: condensin complex; nucleus. The transcript is spliced from 6 exons.